CGCGGCGCACCUGAUCAUCGAGAUGUGAAUCUCUCUCACCAUGGGAAGAAGAAACCGCGACCUCGACGACGACGCUGGUAGUCUCCACAGUUAAAACCUCACUGUUCACAAACCCCUUCUUCGUUUAGUCCCUCAGAUUUACAGUCCCUAUAAAUUGUCGAACCGAAUCUCUCCCUAUUCUCUCCAAAUCAGCGCAUGGUUUCAGUGGAUCGAUCAUGGCGAAUUUCUUGGCUCAGUUCCAGAGCAUAAAGAACUCGAGCGAUCACCUCGUCGUUGCUGUUGAAGAUGUCAGCGACUUGUGGCCCACUGUAAAGACGGGGUUUGAGGAGCGUUUGCCAUUCACAAGAGCUUGUUUGAAUAACAAGACACGCAAUCCUGUUUUUGUGGAGAAACUGCCCUUGGAGUUUAUAUUGACAACAGAUUCAAGACUUCGUAGUCGGUUUCCUCAGGAGCAAUCAUUAUUUUGGUUCCGAGAACCAUAUGCAACUGUUGUUCUUGUUACUUGUGAGGAUCUUGAUGAGUUCAAGACAAUCCUUAAACCGCGCUUGAAGCUCAUUGUUCAGAAUGACGAACGGGAGUGGUUUAUUGUGUUUGUGACUAAGGCUCCACCCCACAAUGAUCAGGCUGUCAAGCUUGCAAAGAAAGUAUAUGCUAAACUCGAGGUUGAAUUCAGCUCAAAGAAGAGGGAAAGGUGCUGCAAGCUAGAUAUACACGGACCUGAAGUAAAUUUCUGGGAAGACUUGGAAUCCAAAAUCAUGGAGUGCAUCAGGAACACACUUGAUAGGCGCAUUCAGUUUUACGAGGAUGAGAUUCGCAAGCUCAGUGAACAACGCUUUAUGCCAGUUUGGAAUUUUUGCAACUUUUUCAUCCUGAAGGAAAGCUUGGCUUUUAUGUUUGAGAUGGCUCAUCUCCAUGAAGAUGCAUUACGAGAAUACGACGAACUGGAGCUCUGCUAUUUGGAAACAGUUAACAUGACAGGGAAACAGCGGGAGUUUGGUGGAAUGGACAAAGGAGAUGAUCAAGCUGCACUGCUAAAACCGGGAAACAAGCCAUUAACACAGAUUGUUCAAGAUGAUUCAUUCAGAGAAUUUGAAUUCCGACAGUAUCUCUUUGCCUGCCAAGCAAAGCUAUUAUGCAAGCUCAAUCGUCCAUUUGAGGUGUCAUCGCGUGGUUAUCCCUUUAUAAUCAGCUUUUCAAAGGCAUUGGCGGUACAUGAGAAUAUGUUACCCUUCUGCAUGCGUGAAGUUUGGGUAAUAACUGCUUGCGUGGCUUUAAUCAAUACAACUACUUCCAAUGAUAGUGAUGAACAAGUGGCUCAUGAUAUAGAAAAAGAGUUUUACCGCCUUCAGGGGGACCUUUAUUCACUGUGCCGGAUUAAGUUAAUGAGGCUUGCUUAUUUAAUUGGAUAUGGGUCAGAUAUAGAAAGAAGUCCGGUCAACAGUGCUUCACUCAGCAUGCUACCCUGGCCUAAGCCAGCCAUUUGGCCUUCAGUCCCUCCUGAAGCAUCAUCUGAGGUAUUUGUGAAAGAAAAGCUGAUUCUUCAAGCGACUCCAAGGCUUAAGCACUUUGGUAUUCAGAGGAAGCCAUUACCUCUUGAACCAGCUAUGCUUCUUCGUGAAGCUAAUCGCCGAAGGGCUUCUCUUUCCUCUGGCAACAUGUUUGAAUUACUUGAUGGUCGCUCCGGCUUUGUUGAUGGCUUAGGUUCAGAUGUAUCUUCGAGGAUGCCCCCAUCUACUAAAGCGCAUACUCCUCAUUUUUCAAGAACUAAUUCUUCACCAGGAAUCUUCGACGGCUCCAUUGAUCGACCUAUGAGGCUUGCAGAGAUAUAUGUUGCGGCUGAACAUGCUCUCCAUAGCACAAUUUCUGAUCCUAAUCUUUGGAAGUCACUGUCAUCUAUGGAGGAGUUUGAGCAAAAGUAUCUGGAGCUAUCAAAAGGUGCUGCUGAUAAUUAUCAUCGUUCAUGGUGGAAAAGGCAUGGAGUUGUCCUUGAUGGUGAAAUUGCAGCAGUCUGCUAUAAGCAUGGAAACUUUGAUCUUGCUGCAAAGUCAUAUGAGAAGGUUUGUGCUCUCUAUGCUGGUGAGGGAUGGCAAGAUUUGUUAGCUGAAGUUCUUCCCAAUUUAGCAGAGUGCCAAAAAAUCCUGAAUGAUCAAGCAGGCUAUUUAUCCUCUUGUGUGAGAUUGCUCUCACUGGAUAAAGGCUUAUUCUCAACCAAGGAGCGUCAAGCUUUUCAGUCAGAAGUAGUCCGUCUUGCCCAUAGUGAAAUGAAGCACCCUGUGCCCCUUGAUGUGUCUUCCUUGAUUACAUUUUCUGGCAAUCCUGGGCCACCAUUGGAGCUAUGUGAUGGCGAUCCUGGUUCCUUAUCUGUGACUGUUUGGAGUGGUUUUCCUGAUGAUAUAACUCUUGAAUCACUCAGUCUAACCCUAAUAGCUACGUAUAAUGCUGAUGAAGGUGUUAAGGCUAUAAAGAGCUCUGUGGCUAUCAUACUAAAGCCUGGGCGAAAUACAAUCACCCUUUCCCUACCCCCACAGAAACCAGGUUCAUAUGUCUUGGGGGUUCUUACUGGGCAAAUUGGUCACUUGAGAUUUAGAUCUCAUAGUUUUUCUAAAGGUGGACCAGCAGACAGUGACGAUUUUAUGAGUUAUGAGAAGCCAACGAAACCCAUCUUAAAGGUGUUUAAACCAAGGCCUCUGGUAGAUCUUUCUGCAGCUGUUUCAUCUGCUUUGCUCAUUAAUGAGCCUCAAUGGGUUGGAAUAAUUGUUAAGCCAAUUGACUACUCCCUUAAGGGUGCUGUCUUGCAUGUUGACACUGGUCCUGGUUUGAGGAUCGACGAGUCUCAUGUCAUUGAAAUGGAGACUUAUGGUGACGUUUCACAAACUCCAGCCAAACUGGGUUACUCGGAUGAUGCUAGAAAUAAUGGUUCUGCUGUUACUGAAGAAUGUAAGCAAUUAACUCUUAAUGAUGGCAGAAUAGAGUUGCCAGAGUGGGCUCGCAAUAUAACUUCUGUCCUGUGGAUUCCUGUGCGUGCUAUAAGUGAGAGUCUUGCUAGAGGAACAAAUGCAGCUGUUCCCCCCCGACAGAGUGUUGUGGAUGGAUUAAGGACGAUUGCACUGAAACUUGAGUUUGGAGUAUCACAUAAUCAGACAUUCGAAAGGACCCUAGCUGUGCAUUUUACCGACCUUUUCCACGUGAGUACACGUGUUGCAGACAAAUGCAAUGACGGUACUUUACUUCUGCAGGUGAUGCUGCACUCUCAAGUGAAAGCAUCAUUGACCAUCUAUGAUGCUUGGUUGGAUCUUCAAGACGGAUUUUCUCACACUGGACAAGGUGAUGGGAGACCAGCUUCUGGUUUCUUCCCUCUUGUUAUUUCCCCGACGUCCAGAGCAGGAAUGCUGUUCAGUAUAUGCUUGGUGACUGAAGUUGCUGAAGAAGAUGAAGCCAAGGCAUCGUGUCCAGAUAGUGUUCUAAAUAUCAGAUAUGGAAUAGCGGGUGAUAGAAGCCUUGGAGCGCACACCCCUGUAGCCAUGGAACCCAAUGGUGUUGAGGAUGCUACACAAUCUCUGAUCUUCAAGAGUGCUCUUGUUUUACAGCGGCCUGUCCUGGACCCUUGCCUGGCAGUUGGUUUUCUUCCUCUUCCUUCAAGCGGUCUCAGAGUUAGGCAGCUUGUCAACAUGCAGUGGAGAGUUGAAAGGUUAAAGGAUUUCGAGGAGAAAGUGCUUUCUGACAAAAAUCAGGAUGAGGUACUAUACGAAAUCAAUGCCAGUUCAGAGAACUGGAUGAUUGCCGGAAGGAAAAGGGGGCAUGUUUCACUCUCCACAAACAAAGGUUCACGGAUAGUUAUCUCGAUAGUGUGUGUGCCACUGGUUGCGGGAUAUGUUCGUCCCCCACAACUACUGCUUCCAAAUGUAGACGAUGCAAAUAUAAGUUGCAAUCCUCCCGGACCUCAUUUGGUCUGUGUGUUGCCUGCAGCUCUCAGCUCCUCUUACUGCAUACCAGCAUGAUAUAUAUACUUGAGCUCAUUCUUUUUGCUUUACCGGAUUUGGUCUUCCAGUCAAUGAGAAACUAUGCGUUGGAGGUAAAGUUAUCAUCUUUUAACUCACCCUGAAAUUUGUAAAUUAGUGUGAGAUUCCCAUUUUUUGCAUCUAUUUGGUCUGUUUUUGGCGGUUAUUUGAGUGCUCAAGCAUCGGCUGCUAGGUAAUGUCUUGCCUCAUGUACAGUGUAUGUUGAAGUUGUACAAUAGUGUAGUAGAGGUUGGAAAAUAUGAGCAUGUCUUUUAUAUUUCCUUGACACUUGUGAUAGACACUGUUUGAACAGAAAAUAAAAAUACCAAGAAAAAAAAAGGUUCUUA
Molecule: messenger RNA, 4345 nt
Organism: Rhododendron vialii
Lineage: Eukaryota; Viridiplantae; Streptophyta; Magnoliopsida; Ericales; Ericaceae
Product: trafficking protein particle complex II-specific subunit 130 homolog
Exons: 21
Coding region: 216-3998 (1260 amino acids)
Biological process (GO): early endosome to Golgi transport; intra-Golgi vesicle-mediated transport
Cellular component (GO): TRAPPII protein complex
Source: RefSeq, a predicted model, not a curated record